AUGAUAGCGAGCAAGGGUCUUUCUCUCUUUAUUUUCGCUGCGUUCGUUACUGUAACAUCUGCUCAGCUUAUGUGUCAGUAUGGUAAAUCCAUACAACAUAAUAAUGGAACAAUAGUUUACUCCAGGGAAAACGGACCGGAUAAACCAAUUAUGUGUCCUGGAUCAUUCUGUAUGAGAAUUUAUCAAAAACACAACAACUACCAGCAGAACAGUUAUGGAUGUGCAAACGGAGCAUGCACCAGUGAUGGAUGUACUGAGAACAGCAAUGGAUUCGGUUCAUGUUGUUGCCAUGGAGACUACUGUAACUCCGGAGUUGAUGUUUUCAAAACUACACUAUCUUCGAUGAUACUUACUAUGGUAUACAUGUGCCUUUGA
This is a messenger RNA of Caenorhabditis briggsae, 375 nucleotides long. NCBI's taxonomy places the organism in Eukaryota, Metazoa, Nematoda, Chromadorea, Rhabditida, Rhabditidae. The coding region runs from base 1 to 375 and encodes 124 amino acids. The record is from RefSeq and is a predicted model, not a curated record. The transcript has 4 exons.